Messenger RNA from Mollisia scopiformis, 750 nucleotides. RefSeq names its product ClpP/crotonase. Gene Ontology annotation, molecular function: enoyl-CoA hydratase activity. The record is from RefSeq and is a predicted model, not a curated record. Gene Ontology annotation, biological process: fatty acid beta-oxidation. NCBI's taxonomy places the organism in Eukaryota, Fungi, Ascomycota, Leotiomycetes, Helotiales, Mollisiaceae. The transcript is spliced from 3 exons. Bases 1 to 750 code for a protein of 249 amino acids.
AUGUAUUGGCAAGAAUGGCUUACUGCACUCUCAGUCAACAGCAAUGUAAUUGCAAUACUAGAACCCACUGACGGCUACCAAACCUUUACUCUUAACACCACAAACAACAUCACUCGUGUUCUCAUCAACAACCCACCAAUCAAUCUUCUCGAUGCCAGCAUGCUUGCAGACUUCCACACUCUUCUCACUGGUCCCGCAUCCAACCUCGAUGGACCAAAAGCUAUAAUUUUCUCAAGUGCAAACCCAGAAUACUUCAUCGCGCAUUUAGACAUUCACAUCUUGUCUUCUGAUCACCCAGUUCCACCACCACUGAACAAUACCGAGCUCUCGAAUCUUUACGUUAAUGUUACUCGACUCCUUGCAACAGUGCCUGCUAUUCUGAUAGCAGAAGUCAGUGGCCAAGCCAUAGCUGCCGGCAACGAAAUGAUUGUUCAGAUGGACAUGAGAUUCGCUUCUCCGGGAGCAAGACUCGGUGCUGCUGAGGUUGGCGUAGGGCUUACUCACGCCGCGGGUGGGCUGCAGCAUUUGACUCGGCUCAUCGGUCCUGGACGAGCAGCAGAAUAUCUUCUAGGCAUUAUUGAUGCGGAUCUUGAUACUUUGGCAGACAUUGGAUGGGUAAACAGUGCUUUUGAGAGCGCAGCGGAGAUGCAGGCGCACGUUGAUGCUCUUGCAAGCAGAAUUGCAUUGUGGCCAAGAGGUGGGCUUGUCGCGACCAAGCAAGGGAUAAGAGAAGGCGGAUGGGAGUUUUGA